AAUCAAAUUACUGCUUCGAACUAGUUAUCAAUUUUUUAUAUAUAUAUUUUUUUUUUGGAACUUUAAAUUAAAAACACGAAUACCUUUCUGCACAACAUCAUGAAGGGUGGUGGUAAUAAACGAUAUGACCGCAAAUCCAGAGAUGAAGAUUUCGAUAAAAAUCGUUCUGCACGUUCUGCAUCCCGUAGCAGCAUGAAAACGGAUAGAAAUGAAAGAAAGGGCCUGAGUCCAUCUGACUAUGAUAAUGCCAUGGCCAUAUUGUCGAGUGAUUUUGGGCUUAUGCUUGAACUAUCACCUCAACUGGAGGAAGUAUUUGCCACGGACUCGCCUGAAUAUAAACAGUCGUGGCUGUGGCUCAAUAAACUUUCCACCAUGGAGUGCAACACAUUGUACGACCGACGCAUGCGAAACGUCUAUAUGAGUCAUCUAAGCGUUUGCCUCAAUCAAAGGCGACUCUAUGGCAUCUUUUUGGAAUUUCCACCAGAAGAUGAAUUGAUUUGGGUGGAUUUUACCGAUCAUACAAUGAAUCAACCGCCGUCGACAUCGGCGGCAUCAUGUUGUCCGGAGGCAGGAAUGGUCAAUAGAGAGAUGCCAACAUUUUCUGGUCAUGACUGCAAUAUGUCGCGCUAUUUGGGCGGCGCUUUAAAAGAUCGUCAGCUCGAUGAUCCAAGUGAUCAGGAGCUUCAAUGUUUAGAUGGUCUUUCGAAGCUAAAUUCAUGCCGCGCUUACUCAAACGGCUCGACGCCCAAUCCUUCGGUGCAACGUUCGAAAUCCUCACCACCCAAACUAGCGCCAUCGUUUCAUAGUUCUAGGAAACGCGUGGCAGAUGCUUUCAUGGGUAGCAUGGAUCGUCCGAGAGAUGCCGAAGAAGUACGCAAAGAUAUGACCUACCUGUUGGAACGCAUCAAGGCCGAGUUAUGCGGUGAAGAGACACGUGAAGAAGAUGAAUAUCUCGAACAUGAACUGCAACGUUAUAAAGAAUUCUAUAUUCGACACAAGCAUGAUGAUCCUGAUUUCGAAUUGAAUAUGGGUGGUGAUUCAUUGAAACAGCGUUUGCAUUUGUUACUUAAUAUGCAAAACGAUUUAAUUCAGAUAUUGUCCGAGUGAUAAACGAAAAUUUAAGAAAAUUUAAAUUAUCGUUUA
Molecule: messenger RNA, 1143 nt
Organism: Drosophila willistoni
Lineage: Eukaryota; Metazoa; Arthropoda; Insecta; Diptera; Drosophilidae
Exons: 1
Coding region: 100-1107 (335 amino acids)
Source: RefSeq, a predicted model, not a curated record